AAUCUAUUAGCAUAUAGUAAUUUUUCCUCCUUUCGUAUGGUAUUCCAACGUCGAAGAAGUCGGGCUAAAGAAGCGCGGGCGACUAUACGAAUGCUUAGAGACAGCUGUGAAUAAGGUAACUCUGAUGAAUGAUCUCCAACUCGAUUAUGUCAAGUUUUGUAGAUCUCUUCAGGUUCUGUUUUCAGUAAAUGCCGUCACAACAUAUUAAGCAGAGUUAGACAUGAAUGUUCAUGUAUGAAAAGGCAGGAUUUCAGCUAUCGAUUCUACAUGUUGAUCAGCAAACAGCAAACAGCAAACAGUAAUGAAAAAACAGCAAACAGUAAUGAAAAAGUGCCGACUUUUUGGCUGAGAACUUUAGGCUAAGGAGCUACUUUACAAAAUCCGCUAUGCCAUUAUUUAUCAGCCAAUGAUUUUUGCUCAUGUAACCGUUGAUUGCUUCUAAAGUCGGAGGUGUUAAUUCGCUUCAUUUGAAUUACAAGAAAGUCGAACUCUAAUUUAUUGUUAAACAUUUCCUGAUGGCAAGUAUUCAACAGUAACUUCUCGGAAGAACGCGGAAAGAGCCACAAGUCUGGAUCCAUCUUCAGAUCAGACACUUAAGCUUGAUAGCGACAGUUAUGCAAAAUCUGGUUCUGUUUUACAAUGCUUAAAGUUUUCGUUUUAAGCAAGCAGAGAAAAUGCAGGUUCAUGGUAGUGAUUGAAUAAUGUAUUCCAGUUGAGGAACAGAAUCAGUACGUUAUGUCUGGUACUAUUUAAUUAAAACUGGCACUCACUGAUCAGGCUUCACAGCAGAAUAUGCUUUUGAAAAUUAUCUAAAAAAAUCACUUGUGUGAAGUCAUUAUCCCUCUAGCCAUAUAUUACUAAGAAUAUGUUUCUGGCUGACAACAUCAACCAUCGUCUCCACGAUAAAAAUUAAAACACGCAGUUUUUCUAUACAGUUAUUAAGGAAAGCGAAUUGGUUAGCCAAUAGUUCCAGCUCAAAAAGUGUGAUCCAAAUCAAAUUAAACGCUCCUAUAGACAUUGAUAUGCUUGAAAAACUAUUUUCAUUUUCAUUAUUAAAAUUAGAGAGCAUUGUUUUGGCGUAUCGUGAUGAUUUCUUUUUCUUUAUAUAUCUAUAGCAAUUGACUCAUUAUUUCAGUAAACAUUGAUUGCUGCUAAAAUAAAAGGUAUUAAUUCGCUUCAUUUGAAUUACACGAAAUUCGAACUCUAAUUUCUUGUUAAACAUUGCCUGAUUGCAAUUAUUCAACAGUAAUCUCUCUUCUGAAAAGCGGUGUACUGAAGAACUAUGAAGGAGCCACCAUUCUGGAUACAUCUAUAGAUCAGACACUUGAUAACGACAGUUAUGCAAAAUUUGGUUCGAUUUUAUCAUGCUCAAAGUUUUCGUGUACGUUAAGCAAGCAGAGAAAAUGCAGCUUCAUGGUGGCAAGUAAUUAAUGCCAUCCAGUUGUUAUCGGAAAAAGAACUAACUUGAGCUUUCUUGGCUUCGGAAAACAAAAUUUCAUGCAAUUGGCCAACCAAUAGAGUUAUCAGAUUUAUUACACAUGAAUGAUUUCCUGACAGAAGAAGCUUUUAACUUUGUUAGCUUUUUUUUGAUGACUGCGUGCAGAGCCCCUUGUGCAUCUUUGAUUAUAUUUAAGCCCUUGACGACUGCUUUGGUGGUUUUCGUUCCAUAUGGAACGAUGCAUAUUUUCUUUCGUGGACCCAUUUAGCUUUCAGUUUAAGUUAAUAAAUUGAUAAGCAACGACGUCAGCAAAUAUAGAUCUUCCCAGCGAUACCUCGUUUUGAAUAUUCUGACCAAUCCUAACAGAGUUACGCUCACAAAAAAGGUAACAUUUUGGGGAAAAAUCCACUGCCAAUUUCACUGUUUACCUACUACUGUUUGAAGAUUAAAUUUGUCCCCUUCCUAAUAACUUGGCCAGCUACAAUUCCAUACAAAAGAAAGACGAUAAAGUGCGCAACAAAAGAAAGAGAGAAGGAAAGGUCGAAACAGAUUGGCAAAGAAGGUCCAAAUUUUGGCUUGUGCGCAUGUGUGAAAAACAAAAAAGCUGUUUAAUUUCGCCCGAUUAGUCGGAAAAUAUGCCCUUUUUUCUUGCAAACUCAUUUUUAGCCAUUCUCAUGCUAAUUAGCCGAAAACCAGUCCAAAGAAACGGAAUUAGUGAAAAACGCGUUUUUUCGCUACUGGCCGACCAUCACCAAAGUUUUGGCAUUUGGUUAUCCCUCCCCUAACUCAACAUUGAGUAAAAAAGGUAAGGGAUAGUAGUUGGGCAGUUUCCCAGAAACCUAAAUUGAUCCCAUAAUUCUCGGUACUGAACUACUUUUUUAUUAAAGCUCUGAGUUCUGAGGGUCAUGUAAAUAAGGGUUAUCGAAAAGAAUAUUGCAUAAUAUAUAUAGAAAAGGAAGUAACUAUAAAUCGAUCGAAUAGCAUUGGCCGUCACUAUGAAGAUGUGUGUUGAAGGAGCAUUUUUUCAAAUUUACUCGUAAAGUAACAUUUUUAUUUUGCUGAUCAUAAGCUUUUUCUGUGUUUCAGACUGAUUAGUCUUAAUUUCCGACAAAGGUGCCCACUUGAUUUCCUGGCAGAAGCGUCAAUCAUUUUCCUCAUCUGCAACAUCACUGUAUCAGUCUUUGUUAACAUUUAACAUGGCUUCAAGAGAGCCUGGACAUUAUUGGUGGACCACAGCAGAAAAAUCAGUUUUGGCGGCGACGCUUGGGAUUGUCAUCGUCUUCGGAAUCUGUGGAAAUGUCAUUGUAAUAGUCGCAAUUGUUCGAUUCAAGCGUCUUCGGCGAUCCGUGAACAGCUAUUUAAUAUUAAAUCUGGCGAUUGCCGACUUUUUGACAGCAUUCCUUCUUAUGCCUUAUCACUUAGCAACCGUGUUGGACCUUAGCAUCAUUUCUGGAAAUGGCAUGCUUUGCAAAAUCGGUGGAAUAUUGUCGUAUCCGUUCUACAUAUGUUCGACUGUGACCCUUGUCAUGCUUGCUAUUGAAAGACACAUCGCCGUUAGUGAUCCACUACGGUAUUUAAGUCGCGUUACAAUUCGGACUAUACUUAUCAUGAUAUGCUUCGCUUGGUCUCAGGCUAUAUUCUUCAGUCUACUGUUUUUAAUUUUGGGCAAUAUCAAGUUUUCUGUCGUAAGCUUGGAUUGUGGAGUGGCCUGGGAAGGCACACCGCUUUGGCUCAGUGUGGUUGCAGUGAUUAUGAACAUCGCUUUACCAUUUAUUCUUCUGUUGAUUAUGAGCUUGCGAGUAAUGGUUAUAGCCAGGAGACAUAAAAUGAGAAUAGCGACACAAACAUCUUGUGUUACCCGGAAGCAAAGAAAAAAGAGCGUCUUUUCAGGUUCGUGUAUAAAAGGCUAUAACUGUAGCUUUUCUUCAUCGCUGUUUGGCAUUCACGGUACAGUAAGCUUGCUCAACCUCUUGCUGAGGUAUUAGUAAUCAGAAUUAAUCAAUGUUAGGUGGAUAGUUAUUAUGUAUAUGAUGGGUUAUCAAGACUUCUCUUUCGUUGAAAGAAUUUUGCAAUAUCAAAUUUAAUGCUUCUGAGAGAAGAUUUUGGUCUAGAACCUCGGUCUUCUCUAGCCUGCCCUCAAGACCGUCUAUCGACUUCUCUAUAGGUCCUGAGUAACAAGUCCGGCUGAAACGCAGGCUUAGCUCUUCUCGUGAGAUUAGCAUUGCAUUAGCAAAAUUGUGUGGCAAUAGGUUUUCACUAGAUAACAGAAGGGGGAGUCACGAGUUCAAGCCAAGAGCGCAAAAUGUCGUUUAACAAUACCAACGCCAGAUUAAAAGCAUCAAAAUAUUUGAUUGGUAAGCGUUAGAAAAGCAGAUUAGCUGUAAAAAUAAAAAAAAGUCUCGGAUGGAAAGUGUUACUGAUCAUGAAUGUAGUUGGUUGGUUAAUGAUCAUCCUGGAAUCCGGGACAUAUGCCUUCGAUGGUUGACUUCACCUAAAAAUUCGGGAAAUUUCUCGCGUUGAAGGUCAUUUUUUCCUUUUGCUCUACCUUUCAUCAUGUUUUAUUUACUUAACCAUAUCUCUUCAUACAAAUUCAGUCGCAGUUCCCUAAAAAUAUCUUUAGAAUCACUUCCAACGCCAGCACCAAGGUGUUUGCUUAUUGGAGGUUGAACUGUAUACUGAUUCAUACCUGUCAUUGGGUGCAUCUCAUCACGGACCGUAUGUUAACCAUGAUUGGUAUUUUCAUAAUGAAGCAUAAACUGAGGAAGGUACACAAGAAGGAGAAGGGAAGGAGGGCCAGGCGGUAAGAGGGAGCCGUCUGCUUCUCCUUGAACCAUGGUUUGGGUUUGAGGAUUAUCAUGAGGUUAAUACUUUGUGAUUGUAUUUCAGGCAUGGAAGUUAAAGCAACUGUCACCAUAUUGGUGGUAAUUUUUGUUUUUUUAAUCCUCUGGAUUCCGUUCCUAAUCACACGUGGACUCCUCGUAUUUAACCGGACUGAAAUUCAGCCCAUAGUCACCACAUCAGUUGUAUGGCUUCUUCAUUUGAACUCAGUGGUGAACGUUGUUAUCUACUCACUGCGCAGGUCCGAUUACAGGAGAGCAUUUGUGGCUGUGCUUCACUGCAGGUCAUUAUCACGAUCAAAUGGUUGGCAACAUUCAAUGACUGUCAGAACAGAUAAUCAAAAUCUAACUUUUCCAAAUUCUGACGCUGAAAGUGUCUCUGACGUGAACAGUCCUAAAACCCUUGCUUUCACGACACCAACUGUUGCUGGGAAAAAUAUAAACGAUGUUGGAGUUUAGCUUUAAUUUGCCAAAAAAAAAUUAUAAAUCUUUAUCAACGAGUGUUUUCCUUUUUACACCAUUAGUCGAACAUCAAGAAAGAUAAAUUGCGUUUGAAAGGCUUGCUUGCGUGAUUUCUAGGAAUUUAUAGAUGUGAUACUUUGAUGGCUCACGCAGUCUAACGCCUCUGGAUAAUAUGAGGAAUAGUAGCUUGCCUAGCUAAUUGGAAUUAGUUAACCGUGGAAUCAGCGAAACGUGACCAAAAACAUCAUUGCCUUAGCUUUGAAUCAGGUUAUGAUUCAAAAUCGAUUACUUCGCUUGAUCAUAAACAUGUCAAGGAGUACCUAGAUUUUGCAAAGUACAUAGGAAUGUUUUUCUUAAAAACGAACAAGGCUUAGAGCUACUUCAAAUUGUUUUCAAAAGGUUUAAAAGAAGGGGAUAAUUUGGAACCAAAUCCAACUUUGGUGCCACGUCAGGACAUGUCAAUUUGAUGGUUCUACGAAAUCUGCAGACUUAUUGGCACAAAACAGAACCCAAACAACAGGUUGUUAAUCUAAACCCACGCGGGGUGUUAAGAAAAUAUGGGAGAAACCUAGUUUGUACAUCACUAUAA
Porites lobata is the source of this 5326-nucleotide messenger RNA. Lineage: Eukaryota; Metazoa; Cnidaria; Anthozoa; Scleractinia; Poritidae. The record is from the annotation of a GenBank genome assembly.